Molecule: messenger RNA, 1310 nt
Organism: Ostrea edulis (European flat oyster)
Lineage: Eukaryota; Metazoa; Mollusca; Bivalvia; Ostreida; Ostreidae
Product: soma ferritin-like
Exons: 7
Coding region: 528-1220 (230 amino acids)
Biological process (GO): iron ion transport; intracellular iron ion homeostasis
Cellular component (GO): cytoplasm
Molecular function (GO): ferric iron binding; ferrous iron binding
Source: RefSeq, a predicted model, not a curated record
GGCAGGUGACGUAUGUUCUAGAUGUUGACCAGGGGAUCAGUUUCCGAUGUUCUAGAUAUUUUUGACGUGAAAUUUUGAAUUCUACACUAAAAAAUCUAUUUUGAUACGAGUUGCGAUUUUUCUUUCAUAUUUCUCCAAAGGACCCUGAGCGAUUUCUAUAAGCUUUGUGUUGCUUGCGACAUGAAAUAUUAUUUUCAUUUGAUAUAGGACCUUUGCCAUUGUAUCAGAUUAUUCUAGAAAUAUAACUGUAAUUUUAUCACAUUUUUAUUUCAAGGUGAUAUCAGUUUAUUUUUGUUUGCGGGUGUACUAAAAGCGUACGCACGGUAACGAAAAUAAAGAACAUCUAAAAUAAAAUAUCUCGCGCCGAAAACUGUGAGUGACACUUGCAAAUUUGACAAUGACAAACAGGACAGCGCCCUCUAAAGCACACAUAUCAGUAUCUUUGGCCUGAUUUGUAUAGCCUGUUCAUGUACUUUGUUCGGGUCUUUUCACUCAUAUCUCACAUUGCUUUAACGUAGUUGUACUUAAUGACAGACAGUUUAGCUAUGAAGUUUCUCGUCGCUGUAGCGUUGUUCGCCGUGGUGUAUGCUGAUGUAAAAAAUGUUCGCCAGAAGUUUAAGGGAGCAGCCAUAACGGCGAUUAAUGAUCAAAUCACACGAGAGUUACAAGCCAGUUAUUUCUACCAAGCAUACGCCCAGUACUUUGCCAGGUCUGAUGUGGCGCUGCCUGGUUUCGCCAAAUUUUUCUCCGAGGCUUCGAAAGAGGAACGGAACCAUGCCGAAAAAUUGAUGGAAUACGUCAACAAAAGGGGCGGGGACAUUCAGCUGAAAGAACUGAAGUUGCAAGAUGUUUGCAAUCUCGUCACCAAAGGCUUGGAAGACGCCACUUUUAGUUUCACGAAAACCAAGUCCUGCAUUUGUAACUUCAUCACCGCCAACAAUGCUGUAACGUCCAGUUUGGAAUGUGACAAUUCCGUGAGAGACGAUUGGUUCAAUGGACUGAUGGCUCUAGAGGAUACCUUGGUGCUGGAGAGAGCUGUUAAUGAUUUCCUUUUAAAACUGCACCAGGCCCAUGACGAUGACGCACACUUGUCGCAUGUCCUUGAACAUGAGUAUUUGGAUGAACAAGUGAAUGCCAUUAAAGAAUUAGGUGAUAAAAUCAGUCAGCUGAAGAGAGCGGGCAAGGGGCUGGGAGAGUACUUGUUUGAUCAGAAAAUGUAGAGGACGGUGAUUCCUAAAGUGAUAUUUAUUAGAAAUACUAUUGUACUAAAUGGAUUCUAAUGCAAUAAAGUGAUUUAAUUAUUGUCAUAA